AUGAGAGUAAAAUAGGGAAUUAUAUCACUGGCAGUAGUGUCAUUCUUAAUAGUUGGAACUAUUUCUCACGCUGGCCACAAUCAUAACCAUGAUCACGAUCACCAUGAUCAUGACCAUCAUGGACAUGAUCAUCAUGACCACCACGAAGAGCAUGAGGCCAUCAAGAAUCAUGAGUAAAAGUUCUAAAAUAAGGAUAAGCCAGAAGGAACAAAAAAAGUAGACUAUUUAAAGGAAAUCGGUGCUGCUGAAGACCUAAAUAAUAUAAAUCUAUCUAAGCUCCAAAAAGAAUUGAAGUAGAAAUAGAAUGAAGAUGAGCAUGAUCAUAAACAUGAAAAUUAACACGUGCACAGUCACGAAGAGCCACACGAGCAUAAUCACGACUGUAAAGCUCAUUCAUGCAAUGAUAAGCACCACGAUCACGAUCACAGUCAUGGUCACGAUCAUCAUGACCACGAUCAUCAUGACCACGAUCAUCACGGACAUGAUCACCACGGACACGAUCACCACGGUCACGGAGAAGGUGAAUGUCCUUUCGCUAAAUAAGCAAAGGAAUAAAAACUCAAAUAAUAAGCUGGAAGAGGAUUAGAUGACCAUCACCAUCAUGACCACAGUCAUGGUCAUAGCCAUUCCCAUUAAGAGGAGAACAUCCAUGUUUAAUUGGUUAACACACUGCUUAAGUUUACCUAGGCUGAGAAAGCUUUCCUAAUCUUCAAUAAGCUCAUCAGACCCCUUCCACAGAUUGCUUAAGCCUUGGCUUCAACUCUAUUCAUUUCAAUAGUGCCCAUAUUUUUCAUUUACGGAAUGAACAUCAUGUUCUUAACUUCACCGAGAUCAAGAGACUCAGUUAUCUGCUAUCUGAUAUCAUUUGCUAUUGGAGGACUGUUAGGUGAUGUAUUCUUCCAUACAUUGCCUCAUCUUAAUUCUGGUGGAAAUUAGUCUCACAGUCAUGCUCAUAGUCAUGAUGAUGGCCAUGGACAUGGACACUCACACGACCCAGCAUAAAUGAUGAAUAACUUGAUUAUUAUAGGAGGAAUAAUAUCGUUCUUCUUGAUAGAGAAGCUAGUUGAAAAUGUUGUAGGAGGGGAUGCUCACAAUCACAGUCAUGACCACAGUCACAAACACUCUCAUGAAGAAGAAUAGAAGGUGGAAUCCAAGGGUGAUAAAAAAGGAAAGAAGGAAGGCAAAAAAGAAAAGAAAGAAGAGAAAAAGCCAAAAAAAGCAGAGAAGUCUCUGGAAGAAAUCUAGAAGGAAAAGAGGUACACUUCUUACGCAGUAAUGACUCUGGUUGGAGACUUCCUACAUAACUUCACCGAUGGACUCUCUAUUGGAGUUGCUUAUGUCGCCAACUACAAAAUGGGAGUUGUGACUACAAUGGCUAUGUUUUUCCAUGAGAUUCCUCAUGAGGUCGGUGACUUUGCUGUCUUAUUCUAACUUAAGUUCGGCAUUUGCAAGAUUCUUGGCUUCCAACUAACUACAGCAAUCGGUGCUUUGAUUGGAACAGUCAUUGGCAGUGUUAUCGGUUAAUUCUACAUGAAUCAGUGCUUGGCCUUCACUUCUGGAGGUUUCUUAUACUUCGCUAUUAACGGCCUGCUAAGCGAGCUGAAGCAAGUCAACAGCAUUCCUUCAUUAAUCCUAUGUUUAUUCUCAAUGGCUCUGGGACUCUACUUCAUGUUUGUAGAGAGCAUGAAUAGUAUUAUUCAUCAGUCAUAGACUAGUCUCUAUGACAACCAUGAAUAGCCAAGUGAGUUUCUGCACAAUUUAGCACCUUUGUCUACUAUCCAAGACGAAUACAGCGCCCGCAAGGACAAGUUAUUUGCCUCUUCAUCAAAGAAAGUCUAGCAAGUGGACUAAUCCUAGUCUAAUUGUGAGAAUAAACAAAGUAACAUGAAAACUUAGAUAAAAAACCCGUAAAAUCAUCAAAAUCCAAUAAAUCACCGUCAUCAUCAGGAUGAGUCAAAAUCAUAGAGAAGUAGCAGACACAAUCAGGAAAAGAUACCUCACCAUGAUAACUCUGAGCUUUUUGAACAAAUUAAAAGUCUAAAGCACAGAUUCGAGCAGAAACUUUCGGCAAGAGACCUAAGGUAGAAUAACCCUUUGAAUGAGUCAAGUCAAUCACUAGUCAAUCUGCUAUCCUAGAAUAGUAUCAUAGAAGAAAGUUCCUAUAUGAAUUCCGACUACUAUCAAUCCUCAUAGAAGAACACUUUAGACAAGAAAGCUUCCUCAUAGAUCUUUGACUACACUUAGAUGCUUUCAGCUUCUGUUAUUAAAACAAUUGAGCCUUUAAUCGAUCAAUAUAUAGAGAAAAAGCUAUAUAAUUACGACCAAAAGAUACUUGAUUUUUAAACUAAAAUAGAAUACUUGAGUAAAUGCUAUGAGCUUAAGUUAGAACUUUACUAGCAAUAGAUUUAAAAUCAGAUACACUAGAUCAAGACACGUGCCUCUCUAUAGUAAUAGUAGUAUUUGAAAUAAUAGAACUCAAAUAGCUUUGUCAAUAGUCAAUAGGUGAUAACUCAAAGAAGUAAUUUCGAUUAGCAUUAAGAAGGUUAAAAUCCUGAGAAAAGCAGUUUUCUAACUUAUCUUUAUGACCAUCUUGAUGACAAGGUCUAACCUUUUAAACUCGAAAGCAAUGAUUUUGUUUUGAGUGCUAGUGCAAGCAAUAUAGGAUCGAUAAGGAACAGUCACAAAGAUAAAUCUAAACAAAAUGGCUUUCAGGAUGAGAGAUUAAGACUAGAUCUUUCAAAAUUAUAAAAUAUGAUAGAGAGAGAGGCCUCAUAGUCUGUCAAGUCAUCAAAUUAGCACUCACUUGGAAAGGAUAUAUUCAGCUAGAAAGAUGAAUCUGAAUACUCAGCCAAGAAUGAAAAUAAAUGUAGUCAAAUGAAUAAUUAAAACCAAAGAGGAUUUAGAAUUAUAAGUAAGUAAGGCAAUGAUAAGAGGACCAACUAGGAGAUGUUUUAAUAGGAAUAAGCAAAUGAAAUAAGAUAAAGGCUUCAACACUAGCAAUUGCAAAUAAAGCCUAGACAAUCACAAGGAUAGGUUGAAAGAGGUUUUGAAAAUUGGUAGUUAGAAAAAGAAAAUAAUAAAAAUCAGAUCAACUAAAGAUAAGACCGCCAUAACGUAAAUGACCUCAAUGAUCAUCAUUAAAUUCAGCAGCACCGUCAUUUGAGAAUAACUUCAACUCAUGAUAAUCUCUCUGAGAUAUAGCAGACAUCUUUAGACCAUAAAUUUUUGGAGUAUUCUAUUUUUUCAAGGAGAGAUGAAAGUCAAAGUAAUUUUGAAGAAGAAAUUGAAGUCCAUGAUAUGAGCUUAUCAUAGCUUUAAAACGAAUGA
This is a messenger RNA of Stylonychia lemnae, 3327 nucleotides long. The record is from the annotation of a GenBank genome assembly. NCBI's taxonomy places the organism in Eukaryota, Ciliophora, Spirotrichea, Sporadotrichida, Oxytrichidae.